Solanum verrucosum is the source of this 1004-nucleotide messenger RNA. RefSeq names its product probable phytol kinase 1, chloroplastic. Bases 12 to 971 code for a protein of 319 amino acids. Lineage: Eukaryota; Viridiplantae; Streptophyta; Magnoliopsida; Solanales; Solanaceae. Gene Ontology annotation, biological process: vitamin E biosynthetic process. Gene Ontology annotation, cellular component: chloroplast. Gene Ontology annotation, molecular function: phytol kinase activity. The record is from RefSeq and is a predicted model, not a curated record. The transcript is spliced from 6 exons.
UAGAUUGUAGAAUGCAAGCUUUUGUGUGUGCUACAAUGAGCAGACCUUUUACUACCGCCGCCUUGGUAGCUCCGGUCACCCACUCUCUUCUUCCUCGUCAUCUCCGCCUCUCAAAUCUGCCUCCAUCUCUCACUGCAACAACCGACACUAGUACGUUUCGCCGACGUUUCUUCUCGCCGUACAAUUUCCGACCUGUUUCCGGUCCGGUGACAGCCGGUUUAGGUGGUUUUGAUGUUACCGGAGAUGGUGGUUCAAUGUUUCAGGAUGCUGGAGCGACGGCUUUGGUUAUCGCCGGCGCUUAUGCUUUUGUCUCCACUUUUGAUUUCUUAUCCGAGCGGAAGCUAAUUGAACAGAACUUAAGCAGAAAGCUGGUCCACAUAUUGUCUGGUCUGCUUUUUAUGGCUUCCUGGCCGAUUUUCAGUGCAUCAAGAUGGGCUCGCUACUUUGCUUCUGUAGUUCCACUUACAAACUGCCUGAGACUUGUGAUUCAUGGCCUAUCUUUGGCUACUGAUGAGGGGCUUAUAAAAUCUGUUACUAGGGAAGGAAAGCCAGAAGAAUUGCUGAGAGGGCCUCUAUAUUAUGUUUUAGUGUUAAUUUUGUGUGCGGUUCUCUUUUGGCGUGAGUCACCAGUUGGAGUAAUUUCAUUAGCAAUGAUGUGUGGUGGUGAUGGAAUCGCUGAUAUUGUUGGAAGAAGGUUUGGGUCCACAAAAUUACCUUAUAAUAAACAGAAAAGUUGGGCUGGUAGCCUCUCCAUGUUUGUUCUCGGUUUCCUGGUAUCGGUUGGGAUGCUGUAUUACUUCUCGGCGUUGGGAUAUUUUCAGUUGGAUUGGGUUUCAACUGUAGAAAGAGUAGCUUUGGUGUCAUUUAUAGCAACUAUGGUGGAGUCUCUCCCUAUAACUGGAAUGGUAGACGAUAACAUUUCUGUUCCUUUGGUAAGCAUGGUUGCAGCAUCAUUGGCUUUUGCUUAUUAGAAUGUUGUUAUCUUCCCGGGACUAUGCUGUCAU